AUGCACUGGACUGGCGAUAUGGGAGUGAAGUGCUGCAAGGGACACGAACUCCCGAUGGCAAAGGGAACACUCGAAGCCCUUUCCGUUGAAGGAGAGCGAGGUGGCGAGGGAAGUGAUAGCACGUUUAGGGGGCAUAGGUCCAUCAACGGCGAUCUGAUUGAUCUGCUCUCUGCAAUGUACUUAGGAAAGACGACACGCACAAAUGAGAUACAACCAAUACUCACCUAUCGAUGGCCCUCAGCCGUUGAUGAUGUGUCUGCAGACAAAGCCGAGAUGGUCGUGAUGUCUGCGCCGCGCUCAGCAUCGUUUGAUACAGAUCGUGGAUGGGUAAAGAUGACAGGGCACGCCUUGGGAACUGAGGUCGUCGACCGCGUGCCGGAGCGCUUCUCCGGGAUUUGCCUCACAGAAAGUUCGUGGUAG
Molecule: messenger RNA, 420 nt
Organism: Postia placenta MAD-698-R-SB12
Lineage: Eukaryota; Fungi; Basidiomycota; Agaricomycetes; Polyporales; Adustoporiaceae
Exons: 2
Coding region: 1-420 (139 amino acids)
Source: RefSeq, a predicted model, not a curated record